CUUGUAAACAGUCUGGCAACGCUGUGCAUGGCUGACAAGUGACAACACACUCCCCGCCCGCCGCCCGCACACCGCCGCCGCCUUCCUCCUCCUGCCGCCGCUGCCGCCCUACUGCCCGGGGACCAUGGGUCUUCUUUCCCUUCUGAGGAAACUUAAGUCUGCCCCAGACCAGGAGUUGCGUCUCCUGCUGCUUGGGCUUGACAAUGCAGGGAAAACAACACUACUUAAGAAGUUAGCAUCAGAGGACAUAACUCAGACAACUCCCACUCAGGGGUUUAAUAUCAAGUCUGUCCAGUCAGAUGGCUUCAAGCUCAAUGUGUGGGACAUUGGUGGCCAGCGGAAAAUUCGUCCCUACUGGAGGAACUACUUUGAAAAUACUGAUGUCUUGAUAUACGUAAUUGACAGUGGUGAUCGAAAACGUUUUGAAGAAACAGGUCAAGAACUUGGAGAAAUUCUUAGUGAAGAAAAACUAGCAGGAGUUCCAGUCCUGAUAUUUGCCAAUAAGCAAGACCUCUUCAAUGCUGCUCCAGCCUCUGAGAUAGCCGAGGGCCUGCAGCUGCAUACCAUUAGGGAUCGCACCUGGCAAAUCCAGGCCUGCUCAGCAACCUCUGGCGAGGGAGUCAAGGAUGGCCUUGAUUGGGUUUGCAAGAAUCUGAAGAAAAAGUAAGCUCCUAGUCAGUAGGAUCUUCAGCACAGCAUAUUCCGUCCAUUGACCACUGCCCCAUCUCCUGUGGGAGGAGGCGUGGCUGUUGCUUCAGGGAGCGUCUGCACCAAAAAUAUUUUGUUCUAGUCUUGACCAAAGAAAAAUAAUUCUAGUCAUUUUCA
This is a messenger RNA of Eriocheir sinensis (Chinese mitten crab), 825 nucleotides long. RefSeq names its product ADP-ribosylation factor-like protein 3. Gene Ontology annotation, cellular component: cytoplasm; microtubule cytoskeleton. Bases 125 to 667 code for a protein of 180 amino acids. Gene Ontology annotation, molecular function: GTP binding; GTPase activity. Gene Ontology annotation, biological process: cilium assembly. The record is from RefSeq and is a predicted model, not a curated record. The transcript has 5 exons. NCBI's taxonomy places the organism in Eukaryota, Metazoa, Arthropoda, Malacostraca, Decapoda, Varunidae.